Formica exsecta is the source of this 823-nucleotide messenger RNA. RefSeq names its product 39S ribosomal protein L51, mitochondrial (gene mRpL51). The record is from RefSeq and is a predicted model, not a curated record. Gene Ontology annotation, cellular component: mitochondrial large ribosomal subunit. Gene Ontology annotation, biological process: translation. The transcript is spliced from 2 exons. Lineage: Eukaryota; Metazoa; Arthropoda; Insecta; Hymenoptera; Formicidae. The coding region runs from base 155 to 625 and encodes 156 amino acids. Gene Ontology annotation, molecular function: structural constituent of ribosome.
CGCACGCGCAUCGAAAGUUUCGCUUGGCUGCUAAUCAGCUGAUACAGCUGAUAGCUGGUGACUUAACCGUAGUGAUUUUAUUCGGAGUCGGAAAACCGAAUGUAUAUCGCACAAAUAACAAAUUCUAGCGCAUGCGAUACGUAAUAGAUAAAGUAUGUCUUGGAUCGUGAAAUCUGUGCGAGCCGCUGUAAACACAUGGACACCGCAAGUGAUCCCGGUGCGAUUUCGCUAUUACAAGGACAAAGUGGCCGAGGGCUCGUUAAAAAGGCGAUAUGGAUACGAAGAUCCUAUAGAUAUGCGGGGCCUUCUACCGCGACAGGACAAUAAGCGACUGCCGAUGCCGAUCUAUCGGCCGAAAGAUACCUGGUGCGAGAGGAAGGCACUAUUCGGACAGAACGACUACAUUGACUUACUGGGCUCCGAUAGUCUCCAUCCGACGAGAAUUCUCUAUAACGUGCCCGCUUGGUUGCGUGGUGUCAAGGGCAACGAGUAUCAAGUCUUGUUGAGAAAGAAAAAGAUAUGGCAGAAAGGGAUAUUUCCAAUCGCGAGACCAACAAAGUGGAAAGAGCUGGACAAGAGAAUACGCUACUUGUACAAAUUCCUAAAUCGUAAGACGAAACAAUAAAACAAUUAGUUGGAUUGCGAUAUAUAACCGUGUAAUUAAAUUAUAAUUAAAAUAUAUACAGUACCUGUGUUUUCCAAUAGUUUCCGAGUAUUUUAUCGACUUCUUGUGUUUCGCAAUAUUAAUUAUAAAUACAAUUCACUAUUCUCAAUAAUGUGGUUAUGAAAAAUAUAUAAAAUAAUGAAUUUAUUUAUUGACAAA